Molecule: messenger RNA, 2046 nt
Organism: Urocitellus parryii (Arctic ground squirrel)
Lineage: Eukaryota; Metazoa; Chordata; Mammalia; Rodentia; Sciuridae
Gene: Amer2
Product: APC membrane recruitment protein 2
Biological process (GO): regulation of canonical Wnt signaling pathway
Cellular component (GO): plasma membrane
Molecular function (GO): beta-catenin binding; phosphatidylinositol-4,5-bisphosphate binding
Source: RefSeq, a predicted model, not a curated record
AUGGAGACGAGCAGGAGCAGCGGCGGCAGCGGCAGCAGCAGCGAGGCUGUCAGGGAGCUCGGCUGCGAUCGCGCGUCCGCGGGGGUCUGCAGGAGGAAGGAGGAGGCCGGGGCUGGGACCCUCGCGGCAGACAUGGACUUGCAUUGUGAUUGUGCCGCUGAAACGCCGGCCGCCGAGCAGCCGUCGGGGAAGAUUAAUAAAGCUGCUUUCAAAUUAUUCAAGAAGAGGAAAUCGGGUGGCACCAUGCCCAGCAUUUUUGGGGUCAAAAACAAAGGGGAUGGGAAAAGCUCAGGUCCGACGGGGAUGGUGAGGAGCAGGACCCACGACGGAUUAGCCGAGGUGGUGGUGCUGGAGGGCAGCAAAAAGGAGGAGCCGCGCGCCGGGGGCGACAUCGGCGGGGGCCGUGGCGGCGGUCGGCCGAACCCCGGGCCCCCCAGAGCCGCGGGGACCGGCGUGGGCUCCCUAGCCAACAGCUCGGUGGCUAAGUCUCACAGCUUCUUCUCCCUUUUGAAAAAGAACGGGAGAUCGGAAAACGGCAAAGGAGACCCGGCAGAGGCGAGCAAGGCUGGCGGCAAACAAAAGAGGGGGCUGAAAGGGAUCUUCAGCAGCAUGCGCUGGCACAAGAAGGACAAACGCGGCAAGGAGGAGGAGAAGGAGGCGCACGCGGCCGGCCAGGGCAGCCUCAUCUUGCCGGGUUCCCUCACCGCCAGCUUGGAGUGCGUCAAGGAGGAAACGCCCAGAGCCGCGUGCGAGCCGGAGACCCCCAGCCAGGACGCCCCUCGAGACCCAGCAGGUGAGCUCGGAGGGGGAGAGGAGGUGCCGGCCUCCGCCGAUCGCGCCCCAGCGCGGACCUGCCGCGAGGCCGAGAGCCCCGGGGGCCCUAACGACAAAAGCGCCCGGGGAGAGGACGCCGCGGGGCAUCGGCGCGCCGAGAAGCCCCGGGCACCCCCUGAGUCGGGAGCUGGUGAGGUCCACAYUGCCGAGGAUGCCUCCAGGACAGGUGACGUUCCGAUAAAGACGGUCCCCCUGGUCGACUCUGAAUGUGGCAGCGGCCGGGCGUCUGCCGUCCCUGACCCUUCCUCUGUCGAUCCACCCUCAGACCCAUCGGCAGAUCGUAUUUGUUUGAUGUUUUCUGACGUGACUUCACUGAAAAGCUUUGACUCUCUUACAGGCUGUGGAGAUAUUAUUGCAGACCCAGAGGAAGAGGCAGGUCCCAGCUGUGACAAGCAUGCCCCCGGGCCAGGCAAGCCAGUUCUCUCUAAAAAGAACCCCAGCGUGGUGGCCUACCAAGGAGGAGGGGAAGAGAUGGCCAGCCCGGAUGAGGUGGACGACACCUAUCUCCAGGAAUUCUGGGACAUGCUCUCCCAGACUGAGGAUCAAGGACCAGGGCCCCAAGAGGGAGCGGCUAAGGCGGCAGCUGCACUGGAGACCAAAGUGGUGCCAGAGACCUCCAAAGAUGCCAGGAGUGGAGAAGCGUCCAAGGACGUGUCCUUGGUCAAACGCAGGAGGCUCAACAGGAUCCCCAUUGAGUCCCAUCCGAAGGAACAGCCCAAACACCCGGAGAAAGAGAAGGAGCAACCAGAAGGCGUCCCCAACAGUGACGAGGGCUAUUGGGACUCGACCACUCCCUGUCCAGAGGAAGAAAGCGCCAGCAGUGGUAAAAAGGCUGGCAUCCCCCGGGAUAGCUACAGUGGGGAUGCGCUCUAUGAUCUCUAUGCUGACCCGGAUGGAAGCCCAGCAGUCCCUCCUGCCAACGAGGAGACGUCUUGCUUGUCUCGGUUAAAGCCUGUGUCUCCAGGAACCAUCACCUGUCCACUGCGAACACCAGGCAGUUUACUGAAGGACUCCAAAAUCCCUAUUAGCAUCAAGCAUCUCACGAACCUUCCAUCCAGCCAUCCAGUUGUGCACCAGCAACCAACCAGGAGUGAGAUGCCCAGAACAAAAAUUCCCGUCUCCAAAGUGCUGGUUCGCAGGGUCAGCAACCGGGGCUUGGCUGGAACCACCAUCCGGGCAGCAGCUUGCCACGAUAGUGCCAAAAAGUUGUGA